GCUCCUUUAAUGGUCAACUUAGCAAAAGUCCGUGAAUUGGAGUCCAACUCAAGUUGAACGUGGAUAUUUCGUCUACAUUCCUACUGGAUGAAUUUCAUUUUGUAUCACCCGCUGGGGUCCACUCCACAGUCCUAUGACACUUGGAAUACCUCCAGAUGGAUUCCCAAAGUUUAUCCGGACUUUCCUGCUUUCGUUUAUCGGAAUCGGAAUACACCGAGCUCCUUAAUCACAGUUUUGUCAUUCCACUGCUUUACGCUACCGACGUUUCUUACUGAGAAUUUUCAAAGCCAAAACCGACAGAUUUUGGUCGACUCAAUACUUUUUCAAUAGAACAAAGGAUAUUGACAUUCAAGGCUUCUGUUAAGGAUUUGUUACAUUGUGCAAGUCACGUCUAAAAAACCUCGUUUGCGUUGAAAUAAAUUACCACCAACGCCGCGUAUUUCACGUCUUUUCAUAGCUGGCUGGUCUAAUACACACAUCAAGCGGGUCCCCUUCCCCUAGAACCCGAUUGUUCUCCGACCAUCGUGGACUGAUUUGCAACCAUCAUCGCUCGAAACAACAGUAUGUACACGCCGAGGUCCUCCGAGCAGGCAUAAGAGAAACAAUUGAAGCAUCGUUGAGCGUUUCUGACCAUUCCAUGCUCUUGCCUACGGGCACUCACCCAACAUGGCUCGUCCAGGAGCCGAGGAAAACUUCUCUGACAACCUCGAUGCUGAGAAACAAACCGUCUCUACUGCAGUACCUUUCGACGAAGCGGCAGAACGAGCUCUGAUCCGCAGAAUAGAUUUGCGCAUCAUACCUUAUCUGUCAUUCCUCUACCUCCUCUCAUUCCUCGAUCGCGUCAACAUCGGUAAUGCUAAAAUUGCAGGACUUGUCACCGACCUCCAUAUGACUGACCAGCAAUAUCUGUGGACGCUCACUAUCUUCUUCUUCCCGUAUGCAUUUUUCGAAGUUCCGUCCAACAUCUUGCUGAAGCGAUUGAGGCCGAGUGUGUGGAUUCCAACGAUUAUGAUGGCAUGGGGUACCGUCAUGACCCUCAUGGGUCUCGUGAAGAACUUCGAGGGCCUCCUCUCAGCUCGAUUCUUCCUCGGCGUCGCGGAGGCUGGACUCUAUCCAGGAGUGAGCUACUACCUCUCGUGCUGGUACAAGAAACGCGAAUUCGGCCUCCGAGCCGCAAUUUUCUUCUCCGCUGCCACGGCCUCGGGGGCCUUCGGCGGCCUCCUAGCCGCGGCAAUUUCGAAUAUGGAAGGAGUGGGCGAUUUGCCAGGCUGGGCGUGGAUAUUCAUCCUCGAAGGCCUGGUGACAGUCCUCGCAGGCUUCGCUUCGUUCUGGCUAGUCCCGGAUUUCCCCGACACCGCAAAAUUCUUGACGGCGGACGAGCGCGCGUUCAUCAUCGCGCGGCUGCAAGCGGAUGGCCAGCUCUCAGCGGGGCAUCACGAAUCGUUUAAUUUUGGCCGCUUAUGGAACGCUUGGAAGGACUGGAAGACGCCCGUCGUGAUGGUUAUCACCAUGGGCACGAUUGGGCCGCUGUAUGCCAUAUCGCUGUUCCUGCCGUCCAUCAUCAAGGAACUCGGUUACACAUCGACGCACGCUCAGCUGCUCACCGUGCCGCCGUACGUGGUGGCCUGCUUCUUCACCGUGUUGAUCGGGUACACUGCCGAUAAAUUUGGCCAGCGUGGGUUACACAGCGUCGCGUGUUUGGCAGUCUCGAUCACGGGCUGCCUCAUGAACAUCGUUUCUUCGUCUGGAGCUGCGGUGCGCUACGCCGGCGUGUUCCUCGUGGCCGCCGGGCUGUACCCCGUGGCUACGACCGUCAUGGCCUGGAUCGCGAACAAUGUCGAGGGUUCGUACAAACGCGGCAUUGUCAUGGCCACGGCGAUCGCGUUCGGAAAUAUUCAAGGAGUGGUCAGUUCGAACAUUUACAGGGCGAGAGACGCACCGCAUUAUCUUUUGGGGCACACGGUUGUUGUGGUGUAUCUGGUGAUCGCCUUGAGUGCGUGCGUUGUUUUCUGGAUUGCGCUAGCAGCGGAAAAUCGGAAGAGGGACAGAGGCGAGAGAAAGUAUAGAAUCAAGACUGGCACCGAGCAGGAGAAGCUGGAGUUGGGUGACAUGCACCCGGAUUUUAGAUAUACGGUCUGAGCCGAGAUUGAAAACUUCAGACAGAGAUUGAUAGCAAUGACGAAUCAUCCACACCACGAAAACUGUAGAGCAUGAAACCGUUUACGUCUUCUGCUGGGGUUUCACGAGAUGGGGGCCAAGUACUCAGCAGGGCGUUGACGGUAAGAUUUCGUGUGUUAUGGCUCGUUCUCCGUAGGAAAAUCCGUCCUUCAUACCUCGUCCGUUAUCAAUUUUUCUCCCAGAGAGAUGAGGACAUUACGAUAGACUUUUUACAGUCUGAACGGAAAGCCACAUCCAGAAUAGCAUAGAAAGGCUGAGUUCAAGAUUUUAGAGCUGAGGAAACGAUCAUUCACAAUUCUGAUCACACAGUUUCAGACCUUCAGAUCCACUCCAGUGAGACCCAUUCCACUAUUCUGGGAAGCUUGACCUUAGAAUGCUCGCUGCAGGUUUUUGGGAGGCUGGUUGGGUGGAUUGCAGAGUAGCUGAUUGAGCUUUUGGUUAAAGUGAUUUGAUUUAGCCUGGGCAGAAGACAGCGUGUUCGGUAACCUUUAAUCGAGCCUCCAACCGUCUAAGAGAUUGGAGGAAGCAGGAAAGCGAACAUCUCCCUACAUUAUCUCUAUUUCCGAGAGAAUGUGCUUAGUUCUGUACAUUUUCCUGGUGGCGAGGAUUCUACUUAGUAACCCUGCACUGAACAAGAUUGCGGGUGACAAGACCGGGGCGAGCAAAUGACAUUUCACAACUUUUUUUCGAGAUGUUUUAAUUCUCAUGUAAAGUAGCUGCUAGUUUUGCAUAAUUGUGGGGACUAGCCGCUGGUUAUCCGUUGGGUUCAUACUUGUCCAGCUUGAUGGGUUCUUUCCAUCUUAUUUUUUGGCCCCUACAUCUACUUUUUGAUGACCUCCGUGAAAAGAACAGCAGUACAAUUGACCAAUGUUCUCCACCUACCUCAUUACUCUUGACUUUCCAACGAACUUUGUUUACAUAGCGGUGAGGUUACUCCUUGGUUGGUACCACCCAUCUACAUAUCCACUAUUAUUUCUAAAGCCACGAGGUACACUUUGGCUUGGUCAACCCAUUUAAAUAUACAAUAUUCGCAAAGAAUGUGAUGUGAAUGUGAU
Marchantia polymorpha subsp. ruderalis is the source of this 3233-nucleotide messenger RNA. The record is from the annotation of a GenBank genome assembly. NCBI's taxonomy places the organism in Eukaryota, Viridiplantae, Streptophyta, Marchantiopsida, Marchantiales, Marchantiaceae.